AUGCUGUGGAUAGCUGUGAUUGGCCAGUACGGGUUUUUUUCGGACGUGUUACACUUGCAUGCCAAGCGCUUCCGUUCUAACUCCAUUUGUUCUAAUGGAAAAAUGAGUGAUGGUCUUAUAAUGACAACUAACCUCCUAGAGGAUGUAAAAGCUAUAGGUCUAGACGAUGUUGACCCAGGUUCAGUGCUAAGUUUGAGCAAAUCCAACGUAGCUUCAUCCAAUUGUGUAAGUGAUUGUUGUGUGCUACGUGAACCGGGACCUCGUGGAUUGCCGGAGGCUGAAAAGAAAGCUUUAUGA
Molecule: messenger RNA, 297 nt
Organism: Strongylus vulgaris
Lineage: Eukaryota; Metazoa; Nematoda; Chromadorea; Rhabditida; Strongylidae
Source: the annotation of a GenBank genome assembly